AUCUCUCUCUCUUUACUCAGCACCUGGCGGGGUGUCAGCCAUCAGAAGCAAGGACACGAAUGGGCAGAGCAGAACUUCUAGGAGGGAACAUGAGUACCCAGGAUCCCUCGGAGCUGUGGGGCCGGGCAGAUGGAGGCUCAGACCUGUUCCAGGAUUUGGGGUGGUACCAUAGCAACCUCACCCGUCACGCUGCAGAGGCUCUCCUGCUCUCCAACGGACGUGACGGCAGCUACCUGCUGAGGGACAGCAAUGAACAGACCGGGCUCUACUCUCUCUCCGUGAGAGCCAAAGACUCCGUCAAACACUUUCAUGUUGAAUACACUGGGUAUUCCUUUAAGUUUGGCUUUAAUGAAUAUUCAUCUCUAAAGGAUUUCGUCAAGCAUUUUGCAAAUCAACCUUUGAUUGGGAGCGAGACAGGGACUCUGAUUGUUCUGAAGCAUCCCUAUCCAAGGCAAGUGGAGGAACCUUCCAUUUAUGAAUCAGUCCGGGUCCACACGGCGAUGCAGACGGGAAGAACAGAGAAUGACCUUGUGCCCACUGCACCUUCUCUGGGCACCAAAGAAGGCUAUCUCACCAAGCAGGGAGGUCUGGUAAAGACCUGGAAAACGAGAUGGUUCACUUUGCAAAGGAACGAACUGAAAUAUUUCAAAGACCAGAUGUCUCCAGAACCAAUUCGGAUCCUAGACCUAACGGAGUGCUCAGCUGUCCAAUUUGAUUACUCGCAGGAUCGAGUAAACUGUUUCUGCCUAGUGUUCCCAUUCAGGACAUUUUAUCUCUGUGCAAAGACGGGAGUCGAAGCCGAUGAAUGGAUCAAAAUACUGCGAUGGAAGUUGUCAAAAAUAAGAAAACAGCUGGAUCAAGACGACACCAUCCGAUCUCGCUCAUUUAUCUUCAAAUAGAACUUUCUUGCUCAAGGGCAAGGUUGAUGUGCCAGGUGUCGGAUCUGUGGCGGACUUCAGAGGAAAGCUCACCGAAGUAUUUCCUCUAAAAACAAACCAAAAGCAGAUCCUGCUUGGAAGCUGUAUGCUGUUUGCUGAUUCGUGGAAAACAGCUGGCAGGACCUGGCCGUCUGCUCGGGAACACAGAUGCAGUGCCCUGCUGAUGGCAACUGCCUACCAUCCAUGUGGAGCCACUCUUGGACCCAGCGCCAGCUCGGUGGCUGUCCCAGUGGCUUAGGCUUGUUGACUUUAUUUGCCUGGAGUCCAGCCCCAAGUCAUGGUCAGCACAACUAAACUUCAGGACAUGCUCCAUGCAGCAAGGAAACAGCAGUGCAUCAGGGAGUUCGGGCUGUGCUUUUAGGAAGCAGAUUAAGAUAAUAAACACCGCGGACGUUCAAAGGA
Rattus rattus (black rat) is the source of this 1340-nucleotide messenger RNA. RefSeq names its product dual adaptor of phosphotyrosine and 3-phosphoinositides 1 (gene Dapp1). Lineage: Eukaryota; Metazoa; Chordata; Mammalia; Rodentia; Muridae. The coding region runs from base 60 to 899 and encodes 279 amino acids. The transcript has 9 exons. The record is from RefSeq and is a predicted model, not a curated record.